This is a messenger RNA of Metarhizium acridum CQMa 102, 4338 nucleotides long. NCBI's taxonomy places the organism in Eukaryota, Fungi, Ascomycota, Sordariomycetes, Hypocreales, Clavicipitaceae. The record is from RefSeq and is a predicted model, not a curated record.
AUGGCGUUCUUAUUCAAGUCCAAGAAGAGCCAGGACCGCGCAUUAUCGAGUCGCGAUGGCAACUCUGGCUCACAGGGGUCCAUUCAGAGUGCCAGUUCUCGCUUGGCCCGCGACGAGAAGAAUGCCGCCGCACAAAGAGCUACUCCCACGGGAAGCUUGAAUUCCGUCGACGAAAAUGGUACUAGCAGCCCGGAACAACUUCGCCGGGGAGGGAGUUUAGAGCAAACUCAGCCAUCAUCAGAUCUACCCGUGAGCACAUACCAUAUUUCCGUGCAUCUUUUGCGGUUAGCGUAUACCCCAAACCACCCGAGCCCUUUCCCCCGAUAUGGCGCUGCCGUAAACGCAACCGCGUCGAAAGAAGGCGACAUAUACAUGAUGGGUGGUCUGAUCAACAGCUCCACUGUGAAGGGCGACUUGUGGCUGAUUGAGGCCGGAGGGAACCUCGCCUGUUAUCCUCUAGCGACUACCGCUGAGGGCCCAGGCCCAAGAGUCGGCCACUCCAGCUUACUCGUCGGCAAUGCAUUCAUUGUUUAUGGUGGUGAUACCAAGAUUGAAGAGUCCGAUACCUUGGAUGAGACUCUAUAUUUGCUGAAUACCUCAACGAGGCACUGGUCCCGCGCCCUCCCAGCUGGCCCUAGGCCGUCUGGGCGCUAUGGCCAUUCACUUAAUAUCCUAGGCUCCAAGAUUUACAUCUUUGGCGGUCAAGUCGAAGGCUACUUCAUGAACGACCUUUCCGCCUUUGAUCUCAACCAAUUGCAGUCACCGAACAACAGAUGGGAGAUUCUCCUUCCAGGCGAUACCUCUCCAAAGGCGCCGGCCGCCCGUACAAACCACUCUAUGGUCACAUUCAACGACAAGAUGUACUUAUUUGGUGGAACGAAUGGCUUCCAGUGGUUUAAUGACGUGUGGUGCUACGACCCAGCUGUUAACAAAUGGGCUCAGCUAGACUGCAUUGGCUACAUUCCUGCGCCUCGAGAGGGACAUGCUGCAGCACUCGUAGACGAUGUCAUGUAUGUUUUUGGUGGUCGCACCGAGGAAGGGACCGAUUUGGGCGAUCUCGCGGCCUUUAGAAUAUCAUCACGACGAUGGUAUACUUUCCAAAAUAUGGGGCCAUCACCAUCGGCUCGAUCAGGCCACAGCAUGACAAAUGUGGGAAAAUCUAUUGUUGUCCUAGGUGGUGAACCGAGCUCAGCGACAACUACUAUCAAUGAUUUGGGCAUCAUGUAUGUUCUGGAUACGACUAAGAUUCGUUAUCCCAACGAUAGUCAGCAAGGUGCUCAGAGGGCAACCCAAGGAACGCGGAGGCCAAGUGGGAGUGAAGUACCGAAUGCCGCCGUUCGACAGCUACCCGCCGCCUCGAAUGCCCAAGAUUCGCGGAAACAAGGCAAUGCACCCGUCACAGCCGCUACCGCAACACCUACGACUCUUGCUAACAAGCCUCCCAACGGGUACCACUCACCACCCGGAGGUCCAGAGCAACAGAAUUCAGGCGCUCCAUCUGCUCCCUCUUCUAGUACUCCUCCGUCUAUAGUUCCCAGAGCCGGUGUCACGCCGUCCCCUGCUGGUCCGCCUCCUCAGGGACCGACGCCAGCCAAACCUACCGUUGAGACUUCCGCCGUGGGGCGUGCCCGAGGAGCUUCCGCAGAUCGUGCCGGAGCAUCUGGUUCUCCACAGACAACAAGACCGCCGCAGGCCGCAGUUAUCGCCAGCGAGGCUGAUACAACAGCUGUCAAUGGACGACGAACACCAACUCAGGCAUCGUCCGUUGCACAACAAACACGGAAUGGAUCCAAGCAGGAAUCGCCAGCCAGCGAUGCGGGCAAGACCCAUCAGAGGGGUCACCGUCACAUGCAGGGUUCCGUGGAUAGUUCCGCCGAAUCUGGAGGUCGGGCUAUUCGACCGUCAUCGCCGCCGCCACCCACAAGACAAACGAGUAACCCUCUGUCUCGACGUUCGUCUGGCAGAAACUCCCAGACUGUUGCUCUUCUUAAGGAACUAGAUUCGUCGAGAAACAGAAACGCGUGGUACGCUUCCGAGCUGGAGUUGGCGAGAAAAGCUGGAUAUGUGUCAAGUGCCACCAUGGCUCCCCUUGACGCCAAGGCCGCCGAAACGUUUGAUGACGAGGACCGACCGCUAAUCGAAGCUCUGUUGGCUAUGAAAACGGAACUGGCAAACGUACAGAGCGCAGUGGAUAAGCAAGCUGUGGUGGCCGCCAAGCAGAUUGCUGAGGCGGAGAAGCAACGUGACGCAGCCAUUCAGGAAGCGGUCUACGCCAAAGCCAAACUGGCCGCGUAUUCUGGAGGAAGUUCGUCGAGCACGCCUCAGCUGGAUGGGGAGCGAGACGAGCCGGCGGACCGAUCUGGUGAGAUUGGCAAGAGACUCGCGACGGCACUGCACCUUCACAAGGACUUGAAACAACAAGUGGAAAGUCUCAGGACUGAAUUAUCGGCAGAGAAAAGUGCCCGCCAGCUAGCUGAUGAUACCACCUCUGCAGCCCAGAAGCGUAUGGCCGAUCUGGAGACCUACAGGCAGCAGACAUCAACAGAGGUUGAGCGACUGAAGGCGGAACUACACCUUGUACAGCGGGAGGCCAGAGAGAAAUCUGUCGCCUGUGCGGAGGCUGUAGCAGCUUUGGAGCUGAUGAAAGUGGAAAGAGGCGAGUUCGAAUCCAAAUAUAACGAGGCCGUCGGCUCAUCAAAGGACCACAACGCAACAUUUGAAACUUUGAGAAGCGCCAUCGCCGCCUCACAAGACGCCAGAUCACACUUGGAGAAGAAGCUCGAAGAAGAGAGACUGGCCCGUGAGUCAGUAGAAGACAAACUCAAUAAAUUGAAAAUGGAGCAUGAAGCUCGUACAACGGAACUGGUUGCGUCAACGCAACGACUACGCGAUGCGGAAGAGCUGGCCGAAAAACACUCAAACGAGGCCCGAACUCAUCGGGAGGCACUGCUCUCUGGCCUUGGCAAGAUCACAACCAGGGACUUGGCGAACGGAAGCAAGGGUGAUAGUGAGCGUCUAGUCGCACUGCAGAACCAACUUGCUACAGCAAACGAACUGGUGAAGAAGUAUCAACAGGAGGCUGACACGGCAGCGGAUAAACUGCGUAGCGCCGAAGAGCGAAUCGCAGGGCUGGAGCAGUACCAGGAGCAGUCAAGCAGAGAGGGUGUGGCCAUAAGAAGACAGCUCCAGUCUGCCUUGAGGGAAACACAGAGCCUUCAAGCCGGCCACACCGAUUUGAAGAACAAACUGGCGGCUCAACAGCUCGAGACCAACGCAAUGACUGUGCAACACAAUACUCUGAAAGACAUCCUGGCAGAACGUGGGAUUAGUCCGACGGGUGGUGCUGUCCGCGGCCGUAGCCUGGCCAGUCCCCGAACUAGCUCCCCCGAUCAAAGCCGCGUGCGAGACUUGGAGAUGCAACUCGCCAAUGCCACAGCGGCCCACGAAGAGAGCCGACAACAAUUUGCAUCUCAGCAACAGGAGUCGGAGAUGGCGUACCGCGACAAACUCCAACAACUCGAGAGCGACUACCAAUCGGCAGUGCAUUAUGUCAAGGGAACGGAAAAGAUGCUGAAGCAGCUCAAAGACCAACUGACUCGCUACAAGACGGAUAAUGGACGCCUCAAGUUGCAAAUGGAGGAGCUGCGAGGUCGACUUGAAGAAGCUGAGGGUGAUGGGCAGCGAUCAGGGUCAGCCCAGGCAGACUGGCAAGCCGAGCGAGAUGCACUGCAUCAGAGAGUUGAGGCCCUCGAGACGGAACUGAAGUCUUCUGGAUCCAAGCUGGAGCAGAGUCUUGAAAUGAUGAAGAAGGAGCUGGCCGACAGCAAGAAGCAGCGCGAUGAAGCUGUCAGGGAUCUUGACCUGCACAAAAAGGAUCUAGAACAACUUCAAACCGAAAACGCUCUUCUUGAACAGCGGACCAACGACGCGGAGCAAAAGGUGGCGCUCCUACUUGACCAGGUCGAGCAUUCGGUUGACAACUAUCGACGUCGCAGUCGGCAAAUUCCCAACAUAGCUAUCGAAGGCACGAAUGGCGGAAUCCACGGACACACUCGCAAUGAGAGUUCCGAAAAUGAGAGCACAUAUGAGGGUAACAGUCUGGAUGCUAGAAACAGCGCGGCGCUCGACAACCUUGCCAGCGAGCUUGAGACUCUGCGAAGCCACUGGGAAGCUACUAACAAGAACUACCGGUUGAGCACCAAUUUCGACUUUGACUCUCCUGCGGUGGGCAAGAAGGCGAAUGAGGGCUCAACAGACGGUGGUCUGAGUGAGAGUCUAGCCGAUUGGAGAAAGAGACUCGACACUGAAGACCAGCAUGCCGGCAGUGACAAGGAUUAG